AUGGAGACGCCGUCUUCCAUGAGAAGAGUCACCAGAUCGCAGACAUCGGCGUCGAGAUCGAGAGGGGGGAAGAAGAAGCUCGAAAACCCGACGGCGCUCGUCGACAUCACCAACAGUUCUCCGAUCGUCGGACUGGCGGCGGGGAGCCUGAAGACGCCUUCCUCCGCCGGGAAGAGCAAGGCCUGGGCGGCGGCGAGGAAGACGCCGGGCUCCGGCGAGGCAAUCCUCCGCGGCCAAGUGAAGACCCUUUUGCAGAAAGUCGAAGAGGAAGAAGUGGAAGUCGUGAAACCCUCGUCGGAGCAAUGGGGCGCCCCGUUUCUAGCCCUUCUCGGCCAUCUGAGGUCUCCGGCGAGCCUCCUCGCUCCGACCCCCGCCAACACGCCUCAGAUCAUAUGCCAGGGUUCCGUUUCCCUCUCUUGCUGCUUGCAGGCGGCGGCGAAUCUCAGGGAGGAGGAAGAAACCCUUGACGUUGCAGACAGCUUGAUCAACCGGGCCCUGCUGUUCGACUCGCCGGAGGAAGACGACCGUUCUUCCGCGUGGUCGAUGCAGGUGAACGAGAGCUCCUCUCAGAGGGGUGAUGAGGAAGGAGGAGAAGAAGACGGUGAUGCUGGUCUUCUCGACGAUCUCUGCGAGGGGCUAAGAACAAUGUCGAUGGGCCAGAGGGAGCUUCCUCGGUUUACCGGGAAGCACACCAGGUUCGCUUACAACAGCGACGACGAGAUUGUGGGUGAGGAGGAGGAGGUCGGAGGCGCCGGCGAAAUUUCCCCGAGUGUUCUCCUGCUCAAGGGUCUGCCGGCGCCGAAAGGGAAGCACCUCCGCUUCCAGGAAGGGGAAGAAGAAGAAGACUGA
Spirodela intermedia is the source of this 849-nucleotide messenger RNA. The record is from the annotation of a GenBank genome assembly. NCBI's taxonomy places the organism in Eukaryota, Viridiplantae, Streptophyta, Magnoliopsida, Alismatales, Araceae.